Eleginops maclovinus (Patagonian blennie) is the source of this 6090-nucleotide messenger RNA. RefSeq names its product HECT and RLD domain containing E3 ubiquitin protein ligase 4 (gene herc4). Gene Ontology annotation, cellular component: cytoplasm. The coding region runs from base 226 to 3360 and encodes 1044 amino acids. The record is from RefSeq and is a predicted model, not a curated record. The transcript has 24 exons. Lineage: Eukaryota; Metazoa; Chordata; Actinopteri; Perciformes; Eleginopidae. Gene Ontology annotation, biological process: protein ubiquitination; ubiquitin-dependent protein catabolic process. Gene Ontology annotation, molecular function: ubiquitin protein ligase activity.
CUCAGUCCAGUACAGUGGUUGUUUACAGACACCGGAGUGGAGGGAUUGGAGAGGAUUUUCUUACAGCUAGCUAGCAGUUGGCCUUUCAUAUUAAAUACUUAAAGUUUUCAGGUAUGUGCGUUUUUAAAAGUCGGACCACCUAGUGAGAAAUCCCUGGAAGACAAUAACAUUGUCAAAUCUGGAGGGUUUGACGGGGAUCCUGCUUAGCCAAAGGAGGAAGCUACAAUGCUGUGCUGGGGAAAUGCUUCCUACGGACAGCUAGGCUUGGGUGGGAUUGAUGAAGAGAUUGUGGUUGAACCACGAAAAUGUGCAUUCUUCCAAGGGAAGAAAGUGUGCGAUGUGGGGUGUGGCCUCAGGCACACAGCCUUCCUGCUGGAGGAUGGGACAGUGUACACCUGUGGUUGCAAUGACCUGGGGCAGCUGGGCCACGAGAAGUCCAGGAAGAAACCAGAGCAGGUAGUGGCCCUGGAUGCACAGAUCAUACUGGCAGUAUCAUGUGGAGAGUCCCAUACACUCGCCCUAAAUGACAAAGGGCAGGUGUUCUCAUGGGGCCAGGGCUCUGAUGGGCAAUUAGGCCUAAAUAACUUUGAAGAAUGUGUCCGUGUGCCUAGAAAUAUCAAGAGUUUGUCAGAUGUACAAAUAGCUCAGGUAGCCUGUGGGUAUUGGCACUCCCAUGCACUUUCAAGAGCGGGCCAAGUCUUCUCCUGGGGCCAGAAUCGAUAUGGACAACUUGGGCUGGGCAUAAACGGACAGAGCAUCUCCAUGCCCCAAAUCAUUCAGUCUCUGCAAGGCAUUCCUUUUGUUCAGAUAUCAGCAGGCGGGGCUCACAGCUUUGCCCUCACUCUCUCAGGAGCCGUGUUCGGUUGGGGGCGCAACAAGUUUGGUCAAUUGGGUGUCAAUGACUGCAACGAUCGCUCUUACCCAACCCUGCUGAAGUCCCUCAGAUCGCAGAGAGUGAUUUACGUCUCCUGUGGAGAAGAUCACACCGCAGCACUGACCAAGGAAGGAGGUGUGUUUACAUUUGGAGCAGGCGGAUACGGACAACUCGGACACAACUCUACAAACCAUGAAAUCAACCCGAGGAAAGUGUUUGAGCUCAUGGGAAAUGUAGUCACGCAGAUUUCAUGUGGAAGGCAGCACACGAUGGCUUUCACACCCUCCUGUGGAAAGAUGGAUGCUUUUGGGCUCGCUGGUAAUGGGCAGCUUGGAACCCGCUCCACUUGCAACAGAAAAAACCCGGCCCCUAUCAAAGGCCCCUGGGUAGCCUCCAAUUCCUCAAUGGAUACAGACUCGGAGUCGGGCUGUUGUGUCAAGAGGAUUUAUGCAGGAGGAGACCAGAGCUUUGCUCACUACUGCACAGACAAUGACAAAGAAGAUUUGAGGAUACCAGAUCCCGACAGAAGGAUCUGCACCUUGAAUGAGGAGAUCAUACACAAGUGGUGCAACUACUCACCAGGACGACUCCCAAUAGAAAUCUCCAAUGAGAUUGACCUCGUGUUCUCCUCAGCAAGCUGCCUCAAUGGAUCAUUUCUAUCGACGAGUAAUCCAGAUCACUACAGCACCAGCAGUAAAUGUUCAGGGGUGGAUAUGAGUACGGCUCGCCUCCUGUUGCACAGAGUGGUCCAACAAGAUCACCAUGAGAUCGCUCAGCAGAUUGCUGCCAGUCUGGAGAAGAACCUAAUUCCCAGACUAAGCAACUCUCCUCCAGACAUCGAAGCCCUGAGACUCUACCUCACGCUCCCCGAAUGUCCUCUCUUCAGCGACAGAAAUAAUUACGUGACCAUCGCUAUCCCGUUUGCCAAAUCACUCCUCAGUCUCAAAGAGACGCCGCUGAAGGUGUUAGGAAACUGGUGGUCUUCGUUUGAGCCCCCUUUCUUCCAGCGGCUGGUGGAGUUGUAUAAGGGAGUGGUGGUGUAUCUGCUCCAGAUGCACAAGAUGGGCAUUCCCUCGGUAGAGCAGAGAAUCUUCACCUGUUUCCUGGACACGUCCCUCCGGCUCCUGGAGAUCCUGCACACGGUGAGCGAGAGAGCAGGACACAUCAUUCAGUAUGAUAAGUUCUACAUCCAUGAGUUGGAUGACCUGAUAGACAUCAGAAAUGACUACGUCACAUGGAUUCAGAGGCAGAUGUACCCACUGGGUCAAGAUGGCGUGGUGACUCUGUGCAGGUAUCCCUUCGUGUUUGAUGCCCAAGCAAAGACCACGCUGCUCCAGACCGACGCUGUCAUACAGAUGCAGAUGGCAGUGGACCAGGCACAGAUGCAAAACUUCAGCUCCAUGUUCAUGCCAGCGGUGGAAUCUGUCAACCCGUGCCUCAUCCUAAUCGUUCGGAGGGAGAAUAUUGUUGGAGACACCAUGGAGGUCCUCAGGAAGUCCAAGAAUGUUGACUACAAAAGACCACUCAAGGUGAUCUUUGUGGGAGAAGAGGCCGUCGAUGCUGGAGGCGUGAGAAAGGAGUUCUUCCUCCUGAUCAUGAAGGAGCUGCUGGAUCCAAAAUAUGGGAUGUUUCGUUACUAUGAGGAGUCCAGGCUCAUCUGGUUUUCAAACAAGACCUUUGAGGACAUCGACUUGUUUAACCUCAUUGGGAUCAUCUGUGGUCUGGCCAUCUACAACCUCACUAUAGUGGAGCUCAACUUUCCUGUGGCCCUUUACAAGCAGCUCCUGAAGAAGAAAGCAACCCUGGAGGAUCUGAAAGAGCUCAUGCCAGAUGUGGGAAGGAGUCUGCAGCACCUACUGGACUACAUAGAAGAUGACCUCGAGGACACUUUCUGCUUGAACUUUACAAUCACAGAGGAGAACUAUGGUGCCACUGAGGUCCUGGAAUUAAUACCAAAUGGCGAAGACAUCAAUGUCAAUAAAUCAAACAGGCAGGACUUUGUCAAUGCAUACGUAGACUAUGUUUUCAACACAUCAGUGGCUGCGCUGUUCGAGUGCUUCCACGCCGGCUUCCACAAGGUGUGCGGUGGAAAGGUUCUCGAGCUGUUCCAGCCCAAUGAACUGCAGGCCAUGGUGAUUGGGAACACCAACUAUGAUUGGACAGAGCUCGAAAAGAGUACUGAAUACAAAGGGGAAUACUGGGCGGACCAUCCCACCAUCAGGCUCUUCUGGGAGGUGUUCCACAGUCUACCUAUAGAGAAGAAAAAGCAGUUCCUUUUGUUCCUCACAGGAAGUGACCGCAUACCCAUUCUGGGCAUGAAGAGUCUGAAGCUGGUGAUCCAGCCCACAGGUGGAGGGGAGCAUUACCUACCUGUGGCCCAUACCUGCUUCAACCUACUGGACCUGCCCAAGUACAGCAGUCUGGAAAACCUCCGUGAUAAACUUCUUCAGGCUAUAGAUCACAAUCAAGGCUUUAAUCUCGCCUGAUGGUACACAGAAAUGCCUCGAACUCCAUGUCCAGACUGCAACCACAUGUUUUGUUUCGCAAUCUGACUUCUGCUGUAAGAAAUUGAACCCUGAGUGGAAGGAGGAGGAGGCCACAUGGCCCUAGGAAUAAUUAGGAGUUGGAUGUCUAGACUUUCACAGGUAAUCUUGACUUUGAUUUUCCAGCUUCCAGUAUUUUAUGCUAUUACAAUUCAAUUCACAUUUUAUAUUGAUCUUGUAAAUAUAAUUUCAUUCACCUUUGGAUAUGGCAAGUGUGAAGAAGUAAACUACUGGUAUGGGCUACAGGGAACGCAUACAGCAACAUAAAGACCUGUAAAAUAUAAAAUAUAGCACCACCUCUCUGAAACCGCAAAAGAAAGAAACAUUUUAGGCUAAACUGUGGUAGUAGUUGCUGCAUGACUACUGCAGUGAUUAAUAUUUUACAGGAGACGAUGAUGUUGUGUACACCCCCUGUGCAGUAAGACAAUGUAAACUAACUCUUUAUGUUUGACUUAGGUUCUAAUGUGACUUUUGAUUGAGAGUGCAAGGCUUUUGCUUUAGAUCCUGAGUGGACUGAUUGGCUGUCAGCCUUAAACAAUCCACACAUAUUAGUGCAGCCACUACAAUAAAUGUGAGUUACUUUGGGGAUAAAAUGCUGUCCUGUUGUUUAAGGCUUUUUAAAGUUAAGUCAUCUGGAUCAUUGAUUUAUUUCAAUUUACUUUUGGCCUUUUGGUAUUAUUGCUAACAGUUAAAGAAUCACCGAAUACAAUUCAUUGUAUGACAUGUUAGUGAGUUUAAAACCACUAGAGUUAGCCCAGUUUGGCUCUAAUUUGCUGUUUGCCACACCAUGCUGGACGUUGAUCUGCUCCCUUAUUCAAAACAGGAAAAACAGAAUCCUAUCAAUAAAAUUGAGUUCAGGUUUACAUUUUAUUGAUAAAUGAUGCGCACACAUUGCAAUAUAUGGCCAUAAAGGAGGCAAAUAUGGAUAUCUGUGUUGUCCUGUUUGUACAGAUUUUGUAAUUUUAGUUUCAGUGUGGCAGUUCAUGUUGGACCAGAUGAUAGUGGGAACCACAGGAAGGACAGCGCUGGGCGUCUCCCUCGUGAAGCCAGAACCACACGAUAGCAGUGUUGUCUUCCUCACCUGCAGAGGAUUAUAUUGGGGUUACCCUGGUUUCUAAUGUAGUCAUUCAUACAGGUCAUUGGACAUUGCCUUAAAAGGCAUACUUGACAUCUAACAUUUUGAUUUGUCUAUCAAUUACUCACGCUGUGUUACCUUGUUUUUUUAACACAAUUCUCCACAAUGAACAAAACAUUUAAAACUCACAACCUGUGCAGUAUAAUUCAAGUUUGCCUACCCAGUCGCAUUCUCACUAUUUACUAGAACAUGCAUUAUAGUGGUUUUGUUUGGAUAAUACUGCCUGAGUUGUACAAUAAUAAUAAUAAAGCUUUAUUUAUAUAGCACUUUUCAUACAGUACAUGCAGCUCAAAGUACUUUACAAAAUGGCACACAAUGAGUUUGUUAACAGCUGUUUUGCUGUUAAAAGUGGACUCCAUUUACUACACUGUGAAGGCAUGUGAGAAAAGUAAAAAUGUUCUCCACAAGUUCAAGGUAACAUUGGGUGAGUUAUUGAUAUACAAAUGAUACGUUUGGAGGCGAAAUGUUUCUUUAAUAUACAUCACUUACAAAGGCAGCCCACCAUCCUCUUGGGUCCAACGCUUGGCACGAUGUGAGGGUCUUCUUUAGUACCAGCAUACUGCUUGGGCUUCAGCAUACUGUAGGGAUCCUGUAUGUGAAUUCAAAGAAAGUAAGUACAUGUUAGGUUCAAGCACAGUAUUCUAGUUGUGUAUGUAGCCUACCUUCCCCUGUUUAAGGGCCUGCAGGGCACGACGCUCCAAUCCAGUGGCCUGUUCUUCAUCUGUCGGUAUUCCUGAAUGUCCAAAAUCAAAAUGCCUUUGUUAGUUAAUAAGUUGUAUAUAUUUCAAUAAAAAAAUAACGGGAGAGUAAAUAAAUGAUAAAAUGUGCUGUUUGCACAUUACAGUCAGGCUAUCGGUGUAGUUGAGUGCAAGUGAAACUGCACGUCUGCAAAGGACUCUGCUGCUAUCCCAGAUCAGGAAACUGGCAUUAAACCAAAAUACGCAUGCCAAAAAGGGAGGGUCUAUCAAAGGCCUGUCCACGAGUUUAAGGCUAGAUGACCUUCGUUUUAGUUAUUCAAACGUUGUAAAGUAACAUAAAAUCGGCAGCUAGUGACAUUUCGAUGCAUCAUAGCCGUCACACAUGACUUGAAUGCACCACAGACAAUUUAUUAAUGCGAAUUUACAUUAUAUGUCAAAGUUCAAACUUAUUUAUCCUCUACAUAACAAAAACACCAGCGUAGCGAGCUAAUGUUGCAUUGUAGACGUCGUAUUUGAUAUAGCUUUAAGGCCACUUGACUGCGCAAUAAACUAAAAAUAACGUUAAUACAUGACUACCAGUCUAGCUCCUUCUUCAUGACCUGACAGGUGCUUUUAUCGUACUCCAUCGGCCUAACUUGCGGUUUAAAGUCUUGUUUUUCUAGGUGAUAAACAGGCUUACCUUUCCCUGUGGCCAUGGCACGGUGGAGGGGUCUAGCCACCACAUUGCUCCUCAGCCUCAAUGUUGUUUGUGUACAGGCUCGAAGGAGAAGACGUCCCGCCAUUCUUGUCACACUAUCAGGUACAAAGACUGACCUGAGACUACUCUGCGCUGGACUGAAA